Molecule: messenger RNA, 693 nt
Organism: Sphenostylis stenocarpa
Lineage: Eukaryota; Viridiplantae; Streptophyta; Magnoliopsida; Fabales; Fabaceae
Source: the annotation of a GenBank genome assembly
AUGAAGAAAUCAGAAGCAGAUGAGAAGAUUCUUAGCUACAAUGAUGUGGUGCUUAGGCGAUCCGAUCUUGACAUCCUUAGUGGUCCAUAUUUUUUGAAUGAUCGGAUUAUUGAGUUUUAUUUCAGCUAUAUUCCUUCAUGCUAUUCCUCUCAUGAUAUACUGCUGAUUCCACCAUCCAUUGCAUUUUGGAUAAUGCAAUGCCCUGUCGUUGAAACUCUUGGUGAUUUUAUAGAACCCCUUCAUUUGCCUGAUAAGCCACUGGUCUUAUUUCCCAUCAAUGACAAUGAGGAUGUUGACAGAGCUGAAGGUGGUUCUCAUUGGAGCCUAGUUGCAUAUUACCGCAAGGCUAAUGUGUUUGUUCACCAUGAUAGUUGCAGUAGCAUGAAUUCAGCACCCGCCAAGAAACUCUAUGAAGCUGUUGCUGGAUACAUGGGGUUCUCUGGAUCAGCUUCUGAGGCUAGCUUUCUGGAAUGCACUAAUUCACCCAUGCAAGAUAAUGGUUAUGACUGUGGCUUAUAUGUGACGGCCAUAGCAAGAGUAAUAUGCAACUGGUACGUAAAUCAUAAACAUACAGAUUCGGAUGAUCUGUGGUUUUCUGCUGUGAAGGAACUGGUUACUCCACCUGUCGUGGCCAGCAUGCGAGGCGAGAUCCUGGCCUUGAUCAGAGAUCUAAUGGCAAGACAUGGAGAAUAG